Messenger RNA from Rubroshorea leprosula, 1305 nucleotides. The record is from the annotation of a GenBank genome assembly. NCBI's taxonomy places the organism in Eukaryota, Viridiplantae, Streptophyta, Magnoliopsida, Malvales, Dipterocarpaceae.
GAGGAACCCAAAGAAAAGAAGAAAGUUCCGUCUUCAAGACCAUGGCGAGCAUAACAAUCAAUCUGUCUAUUCUAGCAUCUUCUUCUUUCUCUUUGGAGAAGUUGAAGUUCAUUCCUUGACUUCAUCAUCCUCCUGUGGUAAUCAAAAGAGCUUCAUGAGAGCCCACAGAUUUCCGGGUAUUAAAGCAGUGGUUCAACCUCAGAAGGUAAAUCCAAAAGAUGUCAGACAGAGAAGGUCUGAGAAUAUAGAUGGUGACUUCUUCGUAGAUCAUACGUGCAUAGACUGUGACACUUGCCGUUGGGUGGCUUCGGAAACCUUCGCUCGAGUUGAUGGAAUGUCUGUAGUUUUUAAACAGCCAAAUUGUAAGGAGGAUCGUCUACAGGCUCUUCAGGCCUUGGUUUCCUGCCCAACUGGUUCAAUCCACACAGAACAACCCCCUGCCUCUGCUGAUCUCCUGGAAGCUAAAAACUCAUUUCCCAUUCCAAUAGAUGAACACAAACUUCCUGGUGUUUAUCACUGUGGUUUUCAUUCUUUGGAAUCACAAGGAACAGCUUCCUACUUGAUCAUCCAUCCUCAAGGAAAUAUUCUUGUAGACACUCCAAAAUACAAUGAGGGACUUGCACAUAGAAUUGAGAUGCUCGGAGGAGUACGCUACAUGGUUAUAACCCACAACCAUAAGGAUGAUGUUGCAGAUCCUGGGAAGUGGUCAAAACGGUUAAAUUGUGACAGGGUUCUGCACCACCAAGAUGUUAAAGCUUCUACCGCUAAUGUGGAGAUAAAGCUUGAGGGGAAUGGCCCAUGGAGCCUUGCCUCAGACGUUAUGCUAAUACACACUCCAGGCCACACUGAGGGAGCAGUCAGCUUGUUCCAUAAGUCACUUAAGGUUAUAUUCACAGGUGACCACCUCAUAAUGACAAAAUUAUCUGGACUAAGCAUUCUCGAUCCAUUCAGUCAUUCAGUUCCUAAGCAACUGAAGAGUGUUGAAAAGCUGUUAGAGUUGGAUUUCCAGUGGAUAAUACCAGCUCAUGGUCGGAGAUUUGAAUUCAAAGAUUCUCAAGAGAAGAACUCCAUGAUAGGAGAAUUUCUCCAAAAGAAGUAUAGCCAAAUAUCUCAGACAUAAAUGGAUAUCUAGUAGUACUACUGAGAAAUGGUGCAUGCUAACGUGUGUGCAAACUGCUCAUUCUCUUCUGAAUCUCGUGUGAUGAACUUGUCAUUUUCUUUUUCUUGUUCUGUUCUGUAAUAACAAACAUAAAAACUUGCAUUUCUUUUCCUUGUUCUGUUCUGUAAUAAUCCAUUGCACUUGUC